GGAGUGUCUCUUUUGGGAGGAAUUCUUAUGCAUGUUUUUGCACGAGGAAUUCCACGAGUGCGCGGGAGAGGGGAAAUAGGAGAGAAGAGAGGGGAUUGGAAUUGGAUCGAGUUGGGGCACCAGUGAGUUCCUCCUGGAUGGUGGUAUGGAUUCAAGUUCAAGAGCACUGUACUCAAGUAUCGCCAUUAUAGUACCGUUGUCAUGAGAAGGGGAGGGAGGGGAGAAGGAGCGGGGGGGGGGAUUGAAGUGCCACCGGGUGCUGCUGGAUUACAUGUACUUUCUUUUUGCAAUCACCAAGUCACGAUCAGGGUCUUGCUUAUUUGCAUGCUGGCUAUUGGAUUUACGUUUCAGGGGUUAGUUCGGUUUUGUAUAAAUACCUUGAGAUAUCCGCUAUUUCUGGCGUUUUUAUUUCUCCAUCGAUUACAUCGAGAAUCCCAAUUGGUAAAACCUCGCGGAACAUAAAUUUUCAAUAUGGUCGGGCUCACGAGUGUUCUGCUGCUCGUCGGCGCUGCUAGUCUUGCUGCUGCUGCUCCUACAGAAUUGAACAUUAGACAGUCUGGUGCUUCUACUACUAGUCCUCCUUGGUAUCCUGCUCCUAAGGGUGGAACUGCUGCAUCAUGGGCGACUGCGUACGCUAAAGCUCAGGCCCUCGUCUUGCAGAUGACUCUGUUAGAGAAGGUUAAUAUCACGACUGGAACUGGUUGGGCAAUGGGUCCCUGUGUAGGAAAUACCGGCCCAGUACCACGUCUUGGAUUUCCCUCGCUCUGUCUUCACGAUGGCCCUUUGGGCGUUCGGUUUGCCGAUAAGAUUACUUCAUGGCCCGCUGGUAUCACUAUUGGAGGGACCUGGAAUAAGGAGCUCUUCCACGCGCGCGGUGUUGGUCUCGGAUCCGAGUUCCGCGCAAAGGGUGUCCAUAUUGCUCUCGGUCCCGCAAUGGGCCCUCUUGGUCGUAUGCCUGCUGCUGGAAGAAAUUGGGAGGGCUUCGGAUCGGAUCCUUAUCUCCAAGGAAUCGCAUCUGCGGAGCAUAUCAAGGGAAUUCAGAGCCAGGGGGUUGUUGCUACUGCUAAGCAUUACAUUGCCAAUGAGCAGGAGCAUUUCCGUCAGGGACCCGGUGCUAUUUCAUCGAACAUUGAUGAUAGAACUCUUCACGAGGUUUAUCUUUGGCCUUUCCAGGAUUCCGUCAAGGCGGGUGUUGGUGCCGUCAUGUGCUCUUACAACCGUGUCAACAAUAGCGCCGCAUGCCAGAACUCGUACCUGCAGAAUGGUAUUUUGAAGGAUGAAUUGGGAUUCCAGGGUUUCAUUAUGAGCGAUUGGCUGGCGCAAAUGAGUGGCGUUGCAUCAGUCUUGGCUGGAAUGGACAUGACAAUGCCCGGUGAUGGUCUGCUCCGUACCUUUGGACAGAAUUGA
Molecule: messenger RNA, 1407 nt
Organism: Tuber melanosporum (Perigord truffle)
Lineage: Eukaryota; Fungi; Ascomycota; Pezizomycetes; Pezizales; Tuberaceae
Exons: 7
Coding region: 472-1407 (311 amino acids)
Biological process (GO): glucan catabolic process
Molecular function (GO): beta-glucosidase activity
Source: RefSeq, a predicted model, not a curated record